CUCCAAAGUCCAAACAAGCCGCGGCCCCCUCUCUCUCUCUCUCUCUCUUUCUCUCUCGCUGGCCAGAUCUCGGAAAGAUGAUGCACUGGGUUCUAUAGAUGCUGUCAAUCUCAUAACAGACUCAGUGUCAAAAUUAGACAUUAGCACAGUAGAAGCCCAGAUGAAACCAAUUGCUGAGCAAUCCGCUGUUUUAGGCAUUUCGGAGUGCAAGUGUGGAAUGCCAUUGUGCAUUUGUGAAGCUCCAGCUCCACCAAGAGAUAAACUUACCUCGCAGAUCAAAACUACUUCCACUUCAACAGUACUAUCAUACCCAAAGCAAAAGAAGACAGACACUCCGAAGAGUGGAGGUUCUACGUCAAACAGCAAGCAUAGUACAAUCUUUAAUUAUGGACAGGUUACUGACAGUAGUUUGGAAAAGUCGCUUAUGGAGUAUGAAGUUAAUGGAGAGGGAUUGAGAGAAGCAAUAAAGAAUGGGGACACUGCUGCUGUCAAGAAGCUUCUGAGUGAGGGAGUCGAUGUAAAUUACUGUGACAAGCAAGGAUCGUCUGUGUUACAUCUGGCAGCAGUUUUCAAUAGAACAGAUAUCGCUUUGGCCCUUAUGGAAUGUGGGGCAAGUCUGGACCACAAGAAUUCACAGGGGGAAACACCGGUAGAUUGCGCUCCUGCCACAUUGCAAUUCAAGAUGAAAAAUAAGAUGGAAGAACUUGAGCAACUGGGCCCACGUCCCAUAAUCUGAGUACAAAAUUUGCUUUCUACAUUUGCCUGUGCCACCCUGUUAUUUGUUCAUGGAAAUCACGAUUGCAACCCAACUUUUGGAUGUGGCCGUGGCAAUGAGCAAACAUCUGGUGAUAGAGAAUAUGAAAUUAUGUCCAGCAGUGUAUUUCAAAAUGUUCCAUUCCCUCCCCUGGAUGGAGGUUGUUGCAAGUUAUUAUAACAUCCAUGGAGGCCUAUUAUAGCUAAAGAUGUUACUCAGUCAUUCCUUUUGCACUCGCCCCUCUUGUUCUUCCAUUUUUCAUGUGAUGGGGAUUUUUUUUUUAAAAUAUAAUUUUGUGGGGGUUUGGCGGCUCAAAGGACUUGAAAAGUAACUAAUUACAUAGGGAUGCUGAUAAUGCCUUCCUAUUCAGACCAAGUGCUUUUUUUCGACUCCAUUUAUUAGGUUACAUCGCGUGACAGUGUUAACAUUGUGUAACUUAACCGUUACAUCUAAUAU
This is a messenger RNA of Ilex paraguariensis (yerba mate), 1210 nucleotides long. The record is from the annotation of a GenBank genome assembly. Lineage: Eukaryota; Viridiplantae; Streptophyta; Magnoliopsida; Aquifoliales; Aquifoliaceae.